Molecule: messenger RNA, 1722 nt
Organism: Durusdinium trenchii
Lineage: Eukaryota; Dinophyceae; Suessiales; Symbiodiniaceae
Source: the annotation of a GenBank genome assembly
AUGCGACGAGCGGUCUCUGCUGUCCCCGUCGUGUCAGGUCCGUCGCAUGCGACGACGAAUGUGGGGUUUGAGCAGGUGAAUCAAGUCGCCAUCUGUGUGAAGAGAAGCCCUAUGCUCGGUGCUCAGUGCGUCGCUCGCUGCGUCGCUCCGUGCGCUUUCGGCUCUUCGCUCCGUGCCUCCCUCUGCGGUCGCGUGCUUCGAUCGUUUUGGUUCAAAAGGAACGGUCGGUUCGUGUCUCCAGAGCGUCUGACACCGAUGGCGGCGAGCAAGGAAGAAGAUGUGCAGAUGAUGCUGGUAUGCAAGACCCACUUGGGCACCCGCAACGUGGAUUAUCGGAUGAAGCGCUACGUCUUCCGCCGCACGGUGGAUGGGAUCCACAUCAUCCAUUUGGGCAAGACUUGGGAGAAGUUGCAGUGCGCUGCUCGGAUCAUUGUGGCCAUUGAGAACCCUGCGGACAUCAUCGUCGCGAGCCAGCGACCCUACGGUUCGCGGGCCGUGCUGAAGUUCAGCCAGUAUACUGGCGCCAACCCACUUGCUGGACGAUGGACUCCUGGUACCUUGACCAAUCAGAUCACCCAGAAGUACCUCGAGCCCCGACUGCUCAUCGUUACGGACCCCCGCACGGACAAUCAGGCGAUCAAGGAGGCGGCCUACGCGAGCAUUCCAGUCAUCGCGCUGUGUGACACCGAUUCGCCUUUGGAGAACGUGGACGUGGCGAUUCCCGCCAACAACAAGGGCAAGGAAUCCAUUGCGUUGCUCUACUGGCUUUUGGCCCGCGAGGUGCUCUACCUCCGCGGCACCUUGCCACGCGCGGCGCCUUGGGACGUCAUGGUGGACUCGUUUUUCUGGCGCGACCCGGAGGAGAUCAUGCAGCAAGAGGAGGAGCCUCAACCAGUGCAUCAGGAGUGGCAGGCGCCCACACAGGCCUGGGAAGGUGCAGGCACUGGGGGCAACUGGGACGACAUGACCAACGCCGCGGGCGAUGGCUCGUGGGAUGACCUGGUGAGUCUCAACGUGACGCGACGUUCUGGAGAGAAGGAGCUCGAAAAAGGAGCUGCGUCGGAUGGAACCAGGAUUUUGCCGUCCAUCAGCGGUGUCGUGUGCAACUUACCUGAGAGGCCGACAACAGCCAAUUGGCCAGCCUUCUUUGAGUUACUUCAAGAUCCAGAGGCGGCCGAGCUUCUGUCAGCGUCUGCCGCACUGCGCAAUCAGCUGGCAGGUGCUUUGGAUCCAUCGGACUGUGAAGAAGUGGCUCGCCUGGAGGAGCUCCUGACGGUCCAGGCCGAGCCGAGAGAGCGUGCACCGCGACCUCGCCGCGCCCGGGCGCCACCUUUGGGUUCGGUGACGCCGACAGGGUGGCUCGAGGAGGUGGUGCAGCGCAGCGCCAACGGCUUGCCGGGGCAUCUCUUUGAGUUCUAUCCCCCCGUGGUGGACUCCAACUUCGUGGGCGGUCGGUCUUCGUAUUCCAGCUUGCUGGAGGACUUCCCCUACGCUCUCAACGGUCUGGUGCCCUUGGCAGCAGCCUCGAAGAGUCCUCGCUUGGCCCAGCAGUGCACCGAUGCCGUUCGACGAGUGCUUGAGACAGGUGGACCGCCAGGUUGGUUGGGGCCUGACGAGUGGCCAGAGGGAGUCAUGGAUCAUCCCGAGGAACGUGCAGGCUUGCUCUCUGCCUCUUUAUGGUCUCGUUGGCCUUUGUUGCAAGCACUGGUGCCUUGGACUUGA